Heterobilharzia americana is the source of this 756-nucleotide messenger RNA. The record is from the annotation of a GenBank genome assembly. NCBI's taxonomy places the organism in Eukaryota, Metazoa, Platyhelminthes, Trematoda, Strigeidida, Schistosomatidae.
AUGUUAUGUAAUAUUUUCUUAUCAUCUACUAGCCAUAGGUUUUAUAACACUCAUCAUGAUAAAUUUAUUCGCCCUUCAAGAGAUCUGUUCAAAUAUAUGAAUAAAACUGGAUUCAUGACUCCUCUUUCCAGUUUCUCAUCAGACUGCGUUGUUACAAAUGAGCAACAAAAGGUUGAGCGACUUUCAGCCUUUGGAACAUACGUUGGUGAGUGUUUGCCCAAAUUUGUUCAAAAAGUACAAAUGGGUCAUACUAAGGAAAUUGAGAUUUGUAUUCAUCCUGACGGAAUUGUUCCUGUUCUUUCAUUCUUAAAAUGUUUACAAUCUUCUUUCUUGAGGUAUAAUUCUCGAAUUCGUGUUCUGACCUACACUGACGAACUUACACCGAUUGACUCAUCGUGUUGCGUUUUUCAAGCGUCGAACUGGUUUGAACGAGAAGUAUGGGAUAUGUAUGGUGUUUUCUUCUAUGACCAUCCUGAUCUUCGCCGAAUCCUUACCGACUAUGGUUUUCAGGGUCAUCCUCAACGGAAAGAUUUUCCUCUUACUGGAUACACUGAGAUGAGAUUUGAUAGUGAAUACAGUCGUGUAGUCAUUGAGCCUGUUGAACUGGCCCAAGAAUUCAGAAGGUUUGAGUUUAACAGUCCUUGGGAAACGUUUCCAGCUUUUCGAGAUCCUGGCUCACAUGAUAAGAAUGUACUUGAAGCACCCAAAACUGAAACAAAGCCCGAGAAUUCAACACCAAAACUAAACUCUGAAUAA